AGGGGUCCAACCGAAAGCAUCCCCGCAAAUAAAAGAUAUUAAGCAUGGCCAUAGAUCGCACUCUAGAAUGUGCACGACGGCGAGCUGCCAACUUAUUCAUAGAGCAAUGCCAGUCUAACGACGGGCUCUGGAGCUGUUGCGGACAAACACUACAGACGAAAGCGGAAGCAUUCAAACAUGCACACUCAGACCAUGGUGAUGAGUUACAGCAAGAGGCAUCUCGGGUAUACCGACAAUAUCAAGACGCUGAAACAACUAAAGUAGAUAGUAAAGCAUUUCGGAAAAGAAGAAGCAAAAAGGGCAGCAGUGAUCCUAUCUCCACUGAAUGUGAUUGUGAUAUAUCCGAUUACACAGUCAUUCUCUUUUAUCUCUAUCAAGCCAUCGAGAGUCCAGAUCAACUAGCUGAACAACACUAUCAACUGUGCAGCCAAUUUUCCAUCACGGGAAAAGUUCGGGUAGCGCAUGAAGGAGUCAAUGUUACCCUUGCUGGGACCAAUGAUGCCAUUGGACAUUACAUCAAAUACGUCGUAGAUAGGCUACACUUGGAGGACAAAGACCCAUAUGAUUUUUUCAAACCGUCUUCGGGUUGUGUCCAUGUGUUUGAGGAUCUUUCGGUCAAAGUCGUAGAAGAAAUAUGCCCACUGAACGCCGAUGUGACAUUAUCAACUCUGCUUACGGCAUCUCACAAGGAAGGCAAAUUACCACCUGCCAAGUUCCAUGAAAUGCUGCAGAGGCAAGACGUCCUUAUUCUUGACACUAGAAAUUAUUAUGAAAGUCGAAUUGGCAAAUUUGAAAGGGCAAUUACUCCGGCCACACGCAAGUUUGCACGAUUCCCAGCGUGGGUUGAAAGGAAUAAGGAGGCUCUGGAUGGCAAAGUUGUUCUGACCUAUUGCACAGGGGGCAUUCGCUGUGAGAAAGCGUCGGCGUAUCUUCGACAAACACUAUCAACCGACACACAAGUUUGGAUGUUGGACGGGGGUAUUCACAAUUAUCUGGAAUGGAGCAAAAAAGCCGAGAUCGAGCCCCUUUGGAAAGGGAAAAACUAUGUUUUUGAUGCAAGACAAUCAACGGGAAAUCAAGGUACUAUUUCAAAUUGUCAAGUUUGUCAGCAACCUUGUGCUCGUUAUGUCAAAUGCAGUCGGCAAUGUCAUCUCUUGAUUAUCUGCUGUGCAACAUGCGAAGCCAAGCACGAGCAAAUGGUAUGUUGCGAUAGCUGCGACGGUCGGACUGGCAUGUGCAAAUGUGAGAAGCUGAGGCGACAAGAGGAGUCCACACCGAUCAAGACAAGCCCAAUGAAGUCAGACCAGAACAUCCAGGCAGACGCGUUUUUCACAUGAUUUGUAAAUACUUGGGCUCUUUUCGUCCUCUUCCCAACCCAACACAAACCCCAAAUUUCGUUCCCGUAGUUGGAUCUUAUAUGCGCCAAAAAGAGCCAUGUGAAGUGGGUACUGUGUAAAUAAAUGGGACAAAUACUAUAUACCAUUUUCCAAUUCG
Messenger RNA from Umbelopsis ramanniana AG, 1494 nucleotides. RefSeq lists its product as uncharacterized. The record is from RefSeq and is a predicted model, not a curated record. The transcript is spliced from 2 exons. The coding region runs from base 45 to 1337 and encodes 430 amino acids. Lineage: Eukaryota; Fungi; Mucoromycota; Umbelopsidomycetes; Umbelopsidales; Umbelopsidaceae.